GAGAACCAGUUAUUUUUAUUCGUUUGCCUUUUGACAUCUUCAUUGUAUAUUUGUUUACAUUGGACACUGGAGUUUUAGGAUGGGUGCUAUGAUGAAAGUUUAAUUAAAACGUGACACCAUAUUAAGAAAUAUGGCUGCUGUGGCCAGCACAAGACGGCUUCGUAUGUCCAUGACUGAUGAAAAUCUUCUUGAAGCUAUCGGAAUACAGAAAUUUACUGUAAAAGGGAAGAGUGAAGAAGAGGUGUUGGAGGAAUAUAAUGACAAAUUUAGUAAAGGAGCAAAAGGUCAAGACAUCAGACUUUUCAUACCAGAUAAAGAUUUUUUUACGCCAAUGGGAAAGCCAAAGAGAGGUGACUGGCUAGCAGAACACAAGGAAUCUGGUCAAACUUACAAGCAGUUUAUGACAGGUGGGUAUCGAGGCCCUGACAAGAUUCACAACACUAUUUAUCUUGCACCAAUUGCAUUUAAAGAGGAACCUAUACCUGAUGAAGUUAUUGAUCCUCUUAAAAGAUUUGCGGAAAUCUUCUUCGGAGUAAAAGUAGAAUGUUUAAAGCAACGCAACUUACUAGGUAAAGUGACAGAUAGGUUGAACGAUGGUGUUUUUCAAGCUCAGGCUGGUAAAAUACUUGACAGACUUGAUGAAAAAGUGCCAAAAGAUGCAUUCUGUGUGGCCGGAAUAACAUUGUGCGAUUUAUAUCCGAAGAAAGAAUGGAAUUUCGUAUUUGGAUUGGCGCGUUCACCUGGCCGGACAGGUGUUUACUCAUUAGCUAGGUACCUUUCAAAUUUUGGAGAGAAUGAAACUACUCAAAUAGAUCUAGACUGUGAUCCCAUAUCUACCAUAUUAGUGCGAGCAUGUAAGACAAUGUGCCAUGAGAUGUGUCACAUGUUUGGACUGCGUCACUGUAUUCACUUUAUGUGCCUAAUGAAUGGUUCUAAUCAUUUAGCGGAAUCUGAUUCCCGGCCCAGCUUUCUGUGUCCCAUUUGCCUUAGAAAACUACAGCAUGUGUGUAAAUUUGAUAUUAUACAGCGCUACAUGGACAUGAAGACAUUCUGGUCAGAGCAAGGAUUGAAAGAACAAGCAGACUGGUUGGAAAGGAGAUUAAAUAAACUGUUGUCAUGAGUUUUCCUGACUCAAAACAAAGAUUUUUAAACCAGACUAUGGUACUUAACCAAACUGAAAAAGUCAUAUUUUUUAUCUCUUGCAUUAUUAUAAUUAGUAAGUAAUUACACAUUGUUUAUAUUUUAGGGGUCGAUUUUAGUCAAAAUAGGGCACCACUCAAACUUAUAUUUUCCCCAACUUUGUUUAAAAAAAAUCAAUAUUUUAUACAUAGAUCUGAAUUUUUUACAUACUUUCCCUUUUGAGAUUAUACAAAAAGUAUCUGACACAGAAAUUAAAUCCAGAUAAGAAUUAAAUUAAUAAUGUACCGCAUAAAGAAAAUGCUGGCUGUUCAGUGCCAAUUGAAAUGAUUUACCAAGUCUUAUGAAAGCCUAGAGUUUCAAAUUUGGAUCUGGGAACAAAUAAAAAGAUCUGACUGUCUGCCUAAUAUGAGAUCUGACUGUCUGCCUAAAUAUAUUACAUUUAUAAAGAGAUCUGACUGU
This is a messenger RNA of Ruditapes philippinarum (Manila clam), 1599 nucleotides long. Its product is annotated as archaemetzincin-2-like. The record is from RefSeq and is a predicted model, not a curated record. NCBI's taxonomy places the organism in Eukaryota, Metazoa, Mollusca, Bivalvia, Venerida, Veneridae. The transcript is spliced from 6 exons. The coding region runs from base 131 to 1120 and encodes 329 amino acids. Gene Ontology annotation, biological process: proteolysis. Gene Ontology annotation, molecular function: metallopeptidase activity.